GGGGCGGAGCGAGUGUGAAGCUCAGUGUGUAUUGAAACUCUCUUUUCUGUCCCUGCAUUCCAACCCUCAUCAAAGCCUGAACGAGAGAAGAGGAAAAAAAAACCCAUAAAUAAUACCAUGGUGAGAUCGGCCCGUUUUGAGGAUCGACCCAUGGAUGCGCGUUCUCAGGAAUCGGCCGCGAUUGGAUUCGGAAGCAGCGAGGAAACGCACGCCUGUAAUCCACUUUUGAUUUCUUUUCAGCACUAAAGCGAUGGGGGCCAAACAGAGACGUUUUCUUUUUCAUUUUUAAAGAGGGACGCAAGAUGGCAGAUGACAGACCGAGCGAGAACCACGAAGCACUCCGUUUCGCUUUAAAGAUAUGAAGGGCUGCCUGUUUGUUUUCGGAGGUGUAUCGGAAUAAGACUUCAUUUUUUUUCUCGCCCGAAGAGAUCAAAGUGAUCAAGUGUUCUCUAGACUUGGUUGCAUACCAGUGUAUGUUCUCUCUGUGUUCCUUUGUUAUAAUGAGGGGAAGUCUAGUAUGAGCGUAGUCUACACAUAUGUGUAAGAAUUAACCGACCGGUCUGGUUAAGAUCGUUGUUUUCUAUGAAAUUCAGAUAUAUAAGACGCUACGGCGAUGUGCGAUAUGAAUAUUUUAAUGUAAAGUGUAACGCACGUCUGUACGGAGCUCUAGCAGAGCCAUUAUAAUCCUCUUUGGGAGUAAAAUCCAUGUCAGUGUGAUGCUAUGUCAAAAUAGCAUUGGACGAAAACAACAAACGCCUUGUCGUGAGAAUAAUAAUUUACUUUCAACAGCUUUUAUUAGUCUCUGGCUCUAGGCUGUUUUUGAAAAACGGCCUAUCAGCGUGUCUUUACCUACUAGCUGUCAGGAGACUUGACUAUUCAUAGUCGUCACACAAGACUAGUAGGCGCAGGAAUCAGCCACACAUGUAGAACACGAACUAGUGUGUUGGCAUUUAAAGUCACAAGACAAGAAAAGUCCACUUUUAGUGCUGUGGCAACACAAAAUUCUCUCGACGCCUACAGUUGACACCGACGAAUGAAGAAGUGGGUGGUGUAAUGAUGUUGCCUUGAGCUAAAGUGUGCUAAAGUAUACUCUUCUAGAGUAUUUGCACUCUCAUUGGCAGAAAGUUGAGCUUUAAAACGAGAUCCUUGUGGUUCCGCGCCACCCAUUUCAGGUAUCAAACCUAUUUUAUGCAGUUGAGCUUUAAAGAUGGCUGAGAACUGGAAGAACUGUCUGGAGGAAGAGCUCAUAUGCCCUAUUUGUUUGAACGUGUUCUCGGAGCCGGUUCAGCUCCCGUGCAAACACAACUUCUGCCGUAUGUGCAUCAACGAGGCCUGGUCUAAAGACACAGGAAUGGUUCGCUGUCCAGAAUGCAACCAUGCCUACAGCCAAAAACCAGCUUUGGAGAAGAACCACAAACUGUCCAACAUUGUGGAGAAGUUUAACGCGUUAAACGUCGAGAAGACGCCGGCGGUUCUGCAUUGCAUUCUGUGCCGGCGCGGCCCUCCGCUUCAAGCCCAGAAGGUUUGCCUCAGGUGCAACGCGCCCUGUUGCCAUUCUCACGUGCAGACACAUCUCCAACAACCUUCGUCCAACGCUGGACACUUGCUGGUGGACGCCGAGGACGUGCGAGCCUGGAGCUGUCCGCAGCACGACGAGUACAGACUAUAUCAUUGUGAAACCGAGCAUGUGGCCGUCUGCCAGUACUGCUGCUUCUCCAGAUGUGCUACCAACCACGGCCACGCGGUGUGCGAUAUAGAAGUCAGACGCAACGAUAUCAGACAAAUGCUGAUCAAACAGCAGGAUCGAAUCGAGGACCGGGUUCAGGACAUUGAAGAGCAGCUCUACAAAUUAGAAUCUGACAAAUGUCUCAUGGAGGACAAAGUGCAGCACCUGAAGGAGGAGGUGCAGUUGCAGUAUCAGAAAAUGCAGCAGCUCUUAGAGGAGGAUCUGGGGAAGACCCUGGAGGUCCUGGAUAAGGCCCAUUCUAAGUUCUGCCAGGAGAACUCAGCACAGGCCUUGCAGCUUCACCAGAAACAGCAAGAGGCGAAGAAACUGCUCAGCUCCAUCCAGAUGGUUUUUGAUAAGGCGGAGGACAUCGGUUUUAUGAAGAACACAAAAUCUGUGAAAAUACUAAUGGACAGGUCUCAGUCGUAUGUGGGCAGCACAUUGUCACCAUACAAAGUGGGCAGCCUCAACUCCAAACUCUUUCUGUCUGAAAUCUCUAAAAGAGAAAAGAACCUCUGCAAGAUGCUGGAAGCUCCGUUCAGCGCUCCUGCGAACUUUUUCCAGAGCAUUCCGGCGUACCUGUGCGAGAAGCGCAGGCACUCGGUGGCGUUCCCCGAAGGCAGCGGCAGCAGCAGCCGAGCGGGCGCCAGCUUCAUGGACUCUUCCACCUCAUCAGGCCCUGCGGCUGCCAAGCAGCCGUGCCUGAGUCUCACUCAGGGCUCUGCCCCAGGCGAAGGUCAGUCCUCCCAGCAAGCUCUAGGGCCGUGUGGUUCCACCCAGCACGUAGGAAGCAGCAGCUCAGCCUCUGGCUCUCAACCCUUAGCGCACUCGGCCUCGGUAUUCCCGCACUCCCAUUACCCAAACGGCAGCUCCUCCCAGCUGCCCCAGUACGGAGCGCGGAAGAUCCUGAUGUGCACGGUCGAUAACUGUUACUGCUCAGGGGUGCCCUCUGUGUCCAAUCACCGCGGACAUCCACCCUACCCUCGCUCCAGCUCCUUCCCCUGGCCGGUGAGCUCGCAGGAGUACUCCCACGCCCCUCUGCCCUCGGCCCCGGCCAUGUCGCAGUCUCUCCAGAGCCUGUCCAUGCGCGACUGGAUCGACGCGUCUCAGUCGCACAGGCACACUGACUUCUACAGCCUCUACGGCCAGUCUUCCACCAAGCAUUACGUGACCAGUUAACCCCUGUUCCAGUGACUGCUGCCAGUCACCAGAUGGGGCACUGAGAGAUGUCUUAAAGAGAUGCAUGUGGGGCAUUUUUGUACGCAGACCUUAUCAAUCAUAUAGAACGAACUCGGAUGAACUGCUGAAGUCCGAGAGCAGUGAAAAAGAAAGUUAAUAUCACAAAGUCAAGCAUAGCUUUGCACAUUAUUUAGGCACUAAUGGUGUUGUGAUUAUGUACCAUGAACGCAAGUUGCUCUUCUAAAAAUAACACUCAAUGUUUGCAAGAGAGGACUGAGGAUGCUGUCGUUUGUCGAUUCAUCAAUAAUGUUGCACUUUCUUCGUAAGAUCCAAAUUUUCCGCAAUUGCCGUUGACUCAUCAGGUGACGAAACGAUGGAAGUCGGCAGUAAAACCAUUAAGUCGGCUCUUAAUGAAACUUAUUAAGGCGAUUUACUGUUGAGAGAAUUGUAGCCCACGAAGUUUUAUUAACUUCACAUGGUUGUCAUUUGUUAGAACACCCAUGUGCAAAAACUCUGUAUAGUUUUCCCAGCCUUUCAUAUUUUGUUCAAAUUGGAGUCUGUGGUCUUUUUAUCCGUCACAGAUAGCACAAGCACAUGUUAAUUUUAACCGUUUUUUAACCAGCCCGGAAACUGGAACAGCACAGCGUUGUCAUCGCCGCCAUUGUUCGCUUGACCUUCCCUACUGAAUGCAGCUUUUUAAUGGAAAUGGCCUUCACCUUGGUUCGCAGUCGUCUCCUCAGGCUUCCAAAGUAAGCGAGAACGCGCCUCAACCCACAACCUUCAAUCUGGUCCCCAUCCAGACGGCGCUGUGUCUCUCUCACGCCCUUCAAAGCCACAGAAACGCUCCCCUUUACAUCCUGUAUGUUAAACGCAGGAUGCAUUGGUUUCGCAUUCUUUCGUUUACCCGUGGCCUCUCAUUAUAUCUGACUCAACGGCGGCUCUAGCGCAAACGUGUCAGCCGAAGACAGAAGAAAUGGCCUGUGUUCAGAGGGUCAUGGUGCACUUGAUGCCUCUGCAUUUACUGUCAAUGCUGUAAUUGUUCUUCCUUGUGUUUCAUGCCGUUUCCGGCUCCAAGCAACGGAGCCUCUGGCUUCCUGUUUGUUACUGAGUGCAUGUGGAAAAGAGUUUAUGAGCACUCGUAGAAAAAUAAUAAAACUGCUAGCAGUUAUAAAAUGACUUUUGAAACAGGGAAUGAAGUUUUUGGUUUUGUUUUCUAUUUUUUUUUUUUUUAGAUCUACUUAUGAGAAACAUUGACCAAUGAACGUUACAAAACUAACUGAACACUUGGGAUAAAAUGGAGGGAUUUUCUGUUGUAAAUAUUUUGUGAAAUGAAAAAGAAAGACUUGUAAUUUGGAAAGAUCCUUGUUCAAAUAAAUGCUAAUUUCAAGAA
Molecule: messenger RNA, 4295 nt
Organism: Labeo rohita (rohu)
Lineage: Eukaryota; Metazoa; Chordata; Actinopteri; Cypriniformes; Cyprinidae
Gene: trim8b
Product: tripartite motif containing 8b
Exons: 6
Coding region: 1208-2905 (565 amino acids)
Source: RefSeq, a predicted model, not a curated record